This is a messenger RNA of Brettanomyces nanus, 1893 nucleotides long. RefSeq names its product rRNA (cytosine-C5-)-methyltransferase nop2 (gene NOP2). The record is from RefSeq and is a predicted model, not a curated record. The transcript has a single exon. Gene Ontology annotation, biological process: rRNA base methylation; maturation of LSU-rRNA. Gene Ontology annotation, cellular component: nucleolus. NCBI's taxonomy places the organism in Eukaryota, Fungi, Ascomycota, Pichiomycetes, Pichiales, Pichiaceae. The coding region runs from base 1 to 1893 and encodes 630 amino acids. Gene Ontology annotation, molecular function: rRNA (cytosine-C5-)-methyltransferase activity; RNA binding.
AUGGGUAGAAGAGCUAAGAAUAAACAGGGAGCACCACCCUCCUUUGAAGAAAUUCAGAAGGUUAAGGAGAAGAGAGAAAACAAGAAGAGAAGAAGCACUGAAUCUAAGACCGCAGAGCCUAAGAAAAAGAGUAAGAAGAAACCAAAGCAUGAUAAACCAGUUAAAGUUGUUGAAGACGAAGAUGAAUUUCCAGCAGGUCUUCCAGAAGUUGAUUAUGAUAAAUUAGCCAAAGAAAAGAAGUCUCUCUUUGAGGAUUCCGAAGACGAAGAGGUUAGAGUUGAGACAUUGGACGAUCUACCAGACGUCGGUGAUGAUGAGUAUGAUUCGGAUGAAGCUAAAAGAGCCAAACCUAUCUUUUCAGAUGAAGAGGAUGCUGGAGAUGAUAUAGAGAUGGAAAAAAUCAAUGCCAAUAAUAUGGAAAAGUAUUCCAAGAUGCUUGACGAAGAGGCUGAAGAAGAAGAACUAGAGGCUGAAGAAGAACUUUUAGAAGGACAAAAUGAACAACCAAGACCCAAAAUCUUGCCAGCACUAGAUGAAGGAGAAGAAGGAGAGGACAAUGCACAGAGUCAUGAUGUUACAUUUGUGAGGACCAGAAUGCUUGAGAUUGUGAAAGUCUUGGAGAACUUUAAGAACUUGGCGGAAGAAGGCCGUAGCAGAGCUGAAUAUAUUGAUAGACUCAUCAAAGAUAUCUGUGAAUAUUAUGGAUAUACACAAUUUCUUGCUGAGAAAUUGUUCAAUCUCUUCACUCCUUCUGAAGCCAUGGAGUUUUUCGAGGCCAAUGAGGUCCGCAGGCCCAUCACUAUUCGUACCAACACUUUGAGAACUCGUCGUAGAGACUUGGCUCAGGCUUUGGUUAAUAGGGGAGUGAAUUUGCAACCAAUCGGACCUUGGACUAAAGUGGGACUUCAAAUUUUUGAUUCCCAAGUUCCUAUUGGUGCCACUCCCGAGUAUUUGGCAGGUCAUUACAUAUUACAGGCUGCAUCUUCUUUCCUUCCUGUUAUGGCACUUGAUCCUCAUCCUAAUGAGAGAAUUCUAGAUAUGGCUGCUGCUCCAGGUGGUAAAACUACAUAUAUUUCCGCUAUGAUGAAGGGCACCGGAGUCGUGUUUGCAAAUGAUUCCAACAAGGUUAGAACCACGUCUCUUGUGGCCAAUGCUCACAGACUUGGGUGUGAAAAUGUUAUCGUUUGUAACUAUGAUGCUAGAGAAUUUCCAAAGGUGAUAGGUGGAUUUGACCGUGUAUUGUUGGAUGCUCCUUGCUCUGGUACUGGUGUCAUCUCCAAAGAUCAGAGUAUUAAGGUCUCUCGUACUCCGAAGGACUUUAUGCAAAUUCCCCAAUUGCAAAAACAAUUGUUAUUGUCUGCCAUAGAUUCUGUUAAUGCUCAUUCUGAGACUGGUGGUGUGAUUACAUAUUCUACCUGUUCUGUUACCGUCGAGGAGGACGAGGCCGUUGUUGAUUAUGCUCUAAGAAAGAGACCUAACGUCAAAUUGGUGGAGACUGGCUUGGCUAUUGGUAAAAAUGGAUUCACCUCUUAUCGGGGAAAGACUUUCCACACGAGUCUUUCUCUCACUCGAAGAUACUUUCCUCAUACUUAUAAUGUGGAUGGUUUCUAUGUGGCCAAGUUCAAAAAGAUCGCUUCAUCUCCUCAUGAUGUUUCCAAGGCUGGUGCCAAAGAGAAGGAGAAGAGUGUUCGUGCAGAUGAAAAAGAAGAGGGUCUUAUUUUCCACGACUUUGCCAAAUUUGAUGAUAAAGAAGAUACAGAUAUCAUGAAGGAAUCGAUUAAACGUAGUCUGAAGAGAAAAGGUAUUAAUCCAAAGGGUGUCAACGUGGACAGACAGUUGAAAAGAAUUGAAGAAAACAUCAAGAAAGCCUCUGAAGAGGAAGAAGAAGAAUAA